UCUUUCUUGAAAAGUAAAAAAUGCAGGUCAUAAAUAAAAUAAUAAACCGAAUUGAUCGUUAUUUUAAGAUCUCCCAAGCAGUGAAGUUGGUCGCUAUCCAUGUAGCAUUUGUUUUUUCACUUUCUCCCGCGACCGGGUUAAAAAAAGGCCUAAAGUUUUAUUUUAUAGUUUUUAUUAUUGGUAAAACGUUCUCGUCUACGGAUGGCCUAUUUUGCUUCUAUCCAACCCGCCUUUCUUUGCUGCGAUGUCAUUUCCAGGCUGAGGGAAGAUAUAAACUGCUUAUGCAGUGAUACAAAGAUGCUGGUCCAGAUGCAGAACACGUACGACAUACUCAUCCCGCAGCUUGAGAAUCUCUUGGAUGAGUUCAGCGACCGUCUCAAGCUAAUACCGCACACGAAAGCGAACCACUCGGACGACAACUCCUCGCAGCACAAGAUCUCGGAGUUCGUCGAUUUCAUGAGGCUGUCUUGGAAAUGCACAAGCCAGAUAUUAGACCGGAACUGCAAAAUGGUUCGGUUCCUCAGCUCCCGCGGUAUACCGAUCACGAGCUAUCUCGAAAAGCUCAUGAUACUCACGGAUUUCAUUCAGAAAUACUACCACGCCGACUUUGUUCAUUCCGAGUGCGCCCUUCUGUUUUCUCAUCUUUGUAAACAGUUGAGGGUAUUACUUGCACCCGAAUUGGUUCGAGGGGACGAGCUUGAAGCAGCAUUGGCAUUCGUGCAUUCAGCCAUACCGUCUAUUAUCAAUCUAUUCACAUUAAUUGACCUUUUUAAUUACACACCAAGGUUUUUAGAUGUUGCGACCUUCUGCAAGGAGAUCAUUGAUGGAGAGGUCGACCCACCACCAAGCGAACAUUCAGUAGAAUCUAGCGAAAUUAUUACAUCGAGAUUUAUAAGUGAUCUACUAACUGGAAAACUUCUAGGCCAAGAGCCGAUUUCCGAUACUAAACCUGUAGUAGAAGGAAGGAUUAAAAGGUUUUAUGAACUUGCGACCGAACUGGCUCAGUAUGUAAUCAAGAUAAGCUGCCCCGUAAAACCACCCUACUCUCACACGCAUGUCACAAGCCUGGCCAAGGCUGGAUGCCUAGACCCUUUAUUUUACGAAUCGUUGCCACCGUUGUCAAGGAAACCGUCUAGCCAGCUCAGGACGACGCCGUCAAGGGGCAGAGGCAGACCUCGUAGGCUGUCGCGAAUUAUGACAACAGUGCCCUAUGGGUUUGACGUCGCAUCACCGGACCUCGGUCCUAUCAGGAUGCCAAGCCUACAGUUGCCUUUUGUACCAUUUGAUUAUUGAUCUUUUUAUCAAUAUUUAACGCCUUCUUGUUAUAAACGUAUAAAAUAUUGUGUUAUGA
Cimex lectularius (bed bug) is the source of this 1351-nucleotide messenger RNA. RefSeq lists its product as uncharacterized. The transcript is spliced from 6 exons. The record is from RefSeq and is a predicted model, not a curated record. Bases 202 to 1293 code for a protein of 363 amino acids. Lineage: Eukaryota; Metazoa; Arthropoda; Insecta; Hemiptera; Cimicidae.